AUGGCUAAGACAAGGAAAAGAUCAGAGAAGGAGAAAUCCUCCAAGAAGUCAAACAGCAGCAUGAAUCCAGGUAUAAAAGCUCCACGUUUAAGUUGCUAUCCUCGCUUCAGUGAAGUAAAAUUUAUAGUUUCAGUAAUUUUAAGGCAGUGAAUGUCUCACUCUUGCAAAUAGCCAAGCGAGAUAAGAAAGCAGAGACGUAAUGGGGGCCUAACUACUAGGUUACGCUUUAUAAACAUGACAGUCGCAGUUUUAAACCGAGAAAUCUUCGGCGAUCAUUUUUAACUUUUAAGCUUAAUUUCCUAAUUGUCAUGAAAAUUUGUAGACCGUCCAAAACCAGCAGGAGGAUCGAACAUGCGAGACAAGGCAACAAUAAACAGACUGAAGAUGUACAAAUCAGGGGGAAAGGCAAUAAGGUGUGAUAAUUAA
Messenger RNA from Porites evermanni, 426 nucleotides. Lineage: Eukaryota; Metazoa; Cnidaria; Anthozoa; Scleractinia; Poritidae. The record is from the annotation of a GenBank genome assembly.